AUGAUACUUUAUCGAGGAUCGCUCUUCUUUGCGGGCCUAGCCGUAUGCUCGACGGUUGUGGCUGCUACGGGCGAUAGUUCGACGCGGCCUCGGGGAGUUGGCCCUGAAUUCGCCAAGUUCUACAAGAACGCCACAACUUUCACUUGUAUCUCCCACCCGGCCAUUCAGAUCCCCUUCUCUUCAGUGAAUGAUGACUUCUGUGACUGCCCUGAUGGGAGUGAUGAACCAGGGACCUCUGCCUGCUCUCACCUUUCUCGCAAUUCCCCUUUGACGGUGGCUGAUCGUCCGGGGAAUAGUGAGCUCGAACUCGCAUCAUCGUUGCCCGGUUUCUACUGCAAAAACAAGGGCCAUAAGCCAUCUUAUGUUCAUUUCCAACGUGUCAAUGAUGGUAUUUGUGACUAUGAGUUGUGCUGCGAUGGCAGCGACGAGUGGGCUCAUGUGGGAGGCACCAAAUGUGAAGAUAGGUGCAAGGCGAUAGGCAAGGAGUGGCGGAAGAAGGAGGAAAAGCGACAGAAAUCUAUGACCACGGCAUUGAAGCGGAAAAGAGAUCUGCUUGUGGAUGCCAGCAGGCAGCAACAGGAGGUCGAGGAUCAUAUCAAGAGAAUUGAGGCUGAACUCCAGGGUGAAGAGAUAAAAGCGAAACACCUAGAGGCUGACCUUGAAAGGAUCGAGAAAGAGGAAAGGAGUAAAGUGGUCCGGGGCAAGAAGACAAGCAAAGUGAAUGUCCUCGUAGAGUUGGCCAAAGGCCGAGUCGAGGAGCUCCGCAAUGCACUGGGCCAGGUCCGCAAAGAGAGGGAUGAGGUUCGUUCUCGAGUCAAGGAGCUGGAGGAAAUUCUGUCCAAAUUCAAAGUCGAAUACAACCCCAACUUCAAUGACGAGGGUGUCAAACGCGCCGUGCGUAGCUGGGAGGACUAUGCGGUUCGCGGAACCACAGAUAGUCUUGACAACAGUGCCCGUGACCAAGACCUGGAUGAGCUCGUGAAACCCGACAACGACCAGACAGGCAUCAAUUGGGAACAAUGGGGAAAUGAAGAUGAUACGUGUGAAGCCGCUACAGUCUAUAAACUCGCGGCUUACCUCCCACCUUCUCUGGUCGCCUUCAUUGAGGAUAAAGCAGUGUCCAUUCGAGGGUUCCUUGAAGACAACGGGAUCCUAGCCAAGAGCACUGAGGGUUCUCACUCAGAGUCUAAAGCGGUGGCCGAGGCCCGCGAUGUCUUCACCGCGGCUCAGAAAACGGUCGAGGACCUGCAGUCACAACUGAGGGAUCACCAAUCCGACCUCAAAACGGACUACGGUACAGCCUCGGUCUUCCGUGCGCUGAAGGGAGUCUGCAUCUCUAAGGACGCGGGCGAGUACACGUAUGAGCACUGCUUCCUGGACCAGACGAAGCAGAAGCAGAAAAAGGGCGGAUCUUCCGUGCGCAUGGGCUCGUUCACGCGCAUCGGGACCAUUACUGUCGACGAACUCACCGAGGCCGGCGAGAUCAUAGCGGUGCAAAGAACAUCCCUGGAGUAUGCCAAUGGACAAACCUGCUGGAAUGGCCCGGCCCGAUCCACGACCGUAAUCUUGGAAUGUGGGGAGGAGAAUGAGAUUCUGAAGAUCGCCGAAGACGAGAAAUGUGUGUAUUCCAUGGUUGUGACCAGUCCGGCCGUGUGUCCCGGCGGCGAGGAAGAAGGUAAUGGGGCGCCGCGAGGCAAGGACGAGCUGUGA
Molecule: messenger RNA, 1710 nt
Organism: Aspergillus tanneri
Lineage: Eukaryota; Fungi; Ascomycota; Eurotiomycetes; Eurotiales; Aspergillaceae
Product: putative protein kinase C substrate
Exons: 3
Coding region: 1-1710 (569 amino acids)
Biological process (GO): N-glycan processing
Cellular component (GO): glucosidase II complex
Source: RefSeq, a predicted model, not a curated record